Molecule: messenger RNA, 336 nt
Organism: Sphenostylis stenocarpa
Lineage: Eukaryota; Viridiplantae; Streptophyta; Magnoliopsida; Fabales; Fabaceae
Source: the annotation of a GenBank genome assembly
AUGGCUACCACCUCCAUUGGUGGACUCAAGAGAAAAUCUCCAUCAGAUGACGCUUGCACUGAUGUGGACUUAUCAAUCAGUUUUCAGGAUGGGAACAAGCUGUUCUUCAAGGUGAAGCAGGAUUUGGAAUUUGUGAAAGUAUUCAGAGAUUUCUGUGAUAGAAAGAAAUUGGAAUACGAUACCUUGAAGUUCAUACAUGAUGGUACUAGAAUUAAGGGUCGUCAAACACCCAAAAUGCUGAAUUUGGAAAAUGGUGCUGAAAUCUUUGCCAUGAGAGACCAAGUUGGAGGUGGUGUUGCUGCACUUGAUGGGAUCAUUUGUGAUGAAUUGUUAUGA